AGGGCUUCCAGUAUGAUGUUGAAGAGGAGUGGUGCAAGGGAAAUUCUUACCUUGUUCCUGAUCUUAAUGGGAAAGCUUCUAGAUUCUCACAAAAACAACUAUAAAACUUGGAUAAAAUGCUUGAAGACGCUGUUUUAGGACUACAAAGAGCCAACAGCAGGAGGUGAUUUGGCUAAAAGCACCGGAAUUCAAAGUAUCACUGGAUUGAUUACUCAUCAUGUUCUUCUUCCCACUUCAUCUUUCUGGAUCGGGGGUUUUCACCAUGGAGGGGGGGAGAUGUAGGAGAGGGAGAAACGUUCAUCAGAAACUUCUGGAGGGCUUUUCCGAAGACAGCGGGUCUGCUUCCCCCUCCCCUGAGCAUAUCAAAACCUUGGCUAGGGAAAUGUGUAUUUAAAGAAUUUCUACAUGUAAUUCUAAGGUCAGUUCCCUCCAUCCUUGUAACCACUGUGCUGAACUGAAGAUCCCUUAUCCCCUGCUUCUUCAUAAGGCACGUCUUUCAUUACAGCAAUAGCUCGUGUUCGCCAUCUGGGUGACACAACAUUUCCAUUCAUGUGAUACCGAUAGAGGGUGGGGGUUGCACGAACGUUUGCGGUCAUAAAAAUUAAAUUGGUACUUAAAUCUGAUGCCCAGAAAACUAUUGGACCCUCUCUCAUGCAGAGCAGCCUUAUCCUUCUUGUUCACUUGCUUUUCUCUCAGCAAGUGGCCGUCUCCCCGGACAGACUCUUCAAGUGACUGGACAAGCAGAAUGGCAGAGGCCAACAACAGCUUUUCAGAGGGCUUCGUCCUGAUGGGUAUAUCUGACCAUCCCCAGCUGGAGAUCGUCUUUUUCGUUGUCAUUCUCUUCUCUUACUCGCUGACCCUAGUUGGGAAUUCGACCAUCAUCCUGCUCUCCCGCCUGGAUGCCCGGCUCCACACCCCCAUGUACUUCUUCCUCAGCAACCUCUCCUCCCUGGACCUCGCUUUUACUACCAGCUCGGUCCCCCAAAUGCUGACCAACUUAUGGGGACCAGGUAAGACCAUAAGCUAUGCUGGCUGUGUGAUCCAGCUCUAUGUUUUCCUCUGGCUAGGGGCCACCGAGUGCAUCCUGCUCGUGGUGAUGGCAUUCGACCGCCACAUGGCAGUUUGCCAGCCCCUGCGCUACACCGUCAUCGUGAGCCCUCGGCUCUGCUGGCCGCCGGCUGCCAUUGCAUGGCUGGGCGGCUUGAGCAACUCCGUGAUCCGGUCAACGUUCACGCUGCAGCUCCCAUUGUGCGGGCACCGGAGGCUGGACAACUUCCUGUGUGAGGUGCCUGCCGUGAUCAAACUGGCCUGUGGAGACACAAGUCUCAACGAGGCCGUGCUCAAUGGUGUCUGCGCCUUCUUCACUGCCGUCCCGCUGAGCAUCAUCCCGAUCUCCUACUGCUCCAUAGCUCGGGCAGUGCUGAGGAUCCGCUCAGCUGAGGGACAGAGAAAGGCCUUUAAUACUUGCCUUUCCCAUCUGGUGGUGGUGCUCCUCUUCUAUGGGUCAGCUAUCUACGGGUACCUCCUUCCGGCUAAGACCAGCCACCAGGGCCGGGGCAAAUUCAUUUCCCUCUUCUACUCUGUGGUCACGCCAAUGGUGAACCCUCUCAUCUACACUCUGAGAAACAAGGAGGUAAAGGCGGCACUGAGGAGGCUGCUGGGAAAGGGAAGAGAACUCGGCUGAGAGGAGGGAAAGCUCCAUCAUGCAUCCCCUCUUCUUCUCUACACACUUUUUCUCAUUCUCGCUCUGGCCAGAUGAACAUGAGGAGGACUAACCCUACUACGGCCAAGACGUGUUCCCAGUAGCCCUAAGCUGUUAAGGCAUGGCUAGUGUUGUUUCUAAUGCUCUACACUUGGUCACGAAAAAUCCCGUGGACUACAGGUAACGGAGUAGAUGUGUCCCAUCAACAGCUCACGGGUUGUUGAUUUAGUACAGACCUGGCUCACUGUCUCUAUGGUCCACGUACUAUUUGUUACAUGUAACAAAAUAUUACAUAUUUUUAUAUUUCUAGAGAUUUCUGUGCUUUAUUUAAAAAUUUUUAAUGUUUAUCUAAUUUUGAGAGAGAGAAAGAGAGAGAGAGCGAGCAGGGGAGGGGCAGAGAGAGAGGGAGACACAGAAUCCGAAGCAGGCUCCAGGCUCCGAGCUGUCAGCACAGAACCCGACGCGGGGCUCGAACUCACAGACCGCAAGAACGUGACCUGAACCAAAAUCAGAUGCUUAACUACCUGAGCCUGAGUCACCCAGGCGCCCCACUGUACUUUUCUUUAAAAAGCACUGCCACUUGCAAUAUCUAUAUAUCAUGAUGCUAUACUUCGAUAAAAUCAAGCCAGAUAUGAUUCACCCCAAGUGAAAAUUCAAACAAUUCGUCUUUGUACCAUAUCCAUUCAUCACUUUUCUCAUCUCUCCUUCUCUCUUCCCAGUAUGCCUGUCUGUCUACCCAUACUUCCUACCUAUAUGUUCCUUUGUCAUCCUACUUGCCCUGUCCUUUAUGUCUACCUCCCACCUUCUGCUUCAUCUAAUGUUUAAUGUGAAUAAAGAAAGACUAUUUUUCUCUCAAAUAAACCUAUUUAUUUAAAUUGCCUCCUCCUAAGACCCAACCCUGAGA
Messenger RNA from Panthera uncia (snow leopard), 2606 nucleotides. RefSeq names its product olfactory receptor 2C1. The coding region runs from base 623 to 1684 and encodes 353 amino acids. Gene Ontology annotation, cellular component: membrane. NCBI's taxonomy places the organism in Eukaryota, Metazoa, Chordata, Mammalia, Carnivora, Felidae. Gene Ontology annotation, molecular function: G protein-coupled receptor activity; olfactory receptor activity. The transcript is spliced from 3 exons. The record is from RefSeq and is a predicted model, not a curated record. Gene Ontology annotation, biological process: G protein-coupled receptor signaling pathway.